AUGUCGCCGUUAGCAAACAGUUUGUACUCUAAGCGCACGCUUUGCUACUUAAUGCUUGGCUGGAUGUUGCUCGUAACGGUCGUGAGUGCGCAGGGUCAACGCGAUCAGUUCAUCAUACGCGUUGCCGAACUACCCAAUGACUUGCCCAACGAAGCGGACAGCACUGCAAGUAUGGGCGGUGGGUUCAAUUUCAAUUUAGGCGAUUUCUCAAGCAGUGCAGGUUUGGGUGGUUUGACGAUUGGCGAUGCGACGGCGCAACAGCUGCAGGCGCCCGAUGUGGUAGUGGAGGGUCUGAACUUGCUGCAGCGCAACAAUUUGGUGGCCGCAGCAGGCAAUGCGCAGGCGCCUGGACCACAACAACGCAUACGUCUGAAUAGCUAUUUGCGGCGACGUUGA
Bactrocera tryoni is the source of this 396-nucleotide messenger RNA. RefSeq lists its product as uncharacterized. The coding region runs from base 1 to 396 and encodes 131 amino acids. The record is from RefSeq and is a predicted model, not a curated record. NCBI's taxonomy places the organism in Eukaryota, Metazoa, Arthropoda, Insecta, Diptera, Tephritidae. The transcript has 2 exons.